CCCAACCGUUUUGAGCUCGCCGCGCCUCCUGCUCUAGGGUUUCCGCUCUUUGCCGUCUCCAGAACCCUAACCCCAAGCGCAGCGCCCAAAUGGCUCCCAAAAGAGGUGGGAAAGCUGCGGUCCCGGCGAAGAAGAAGCCGGAGAAGGUUGUGAAUCCUCUGUUCGAGAAGCGGCCGAAGCAGUUUGGGAUCGGAGGGGCUUUGCCACCGAAAAAGGACCUUCACCGGUUCGUGAAGUGGCCGAAGGUGGUCAGAAUCCAGAGACAGAGGAGAAUUCUCAAGCAGCGCUUGAAGGUUCCCCCGGCCUUGAACCAGUUCACCAGGACUUUAGAUAAGAAUCUUGCCUCCAGCCUGUUCAAGAUGCUUCUGAAGUAUCGCCCUGAAGACAGAGCUGCAAAGAAGGAACGGCUUCUGAAUAGGGCUCAGGCAGAGGCUGAAGGGAAGACUGUUGAAGUUAAGAAGCCUAUUGUUGUGAAGUAUGGGCUUAAUCAUGUCACCUAUCUCAUUGAACAGAAAAAGGCGCAACUAGUGGUCAUUGCUCAUGAUGUCGACCCAAUCGAGUUAGUUGUUUGGCUGCCCGCCUUGUGCCGGAAGAUGGAAAUUCCUUAUUGUAUUGUGAAGGGAAAAGCACGGCUUGGAGCGAUCGUACACAAGAAGACUGCAGCUGUGCUGUGUUUAACCACUGUAAAGAAUGAGGAUAAACUUGAGUUCAGCAAAAUCUUAGAGGCUAUCAAGGCUAACUUCAACAACAAAUUUGACGAGAUCCGGAAGAAGUGGGGAGGUGGGAUAAUGGGUUCCAAAUCUCAGGCAAAAACCAAGGCCAAGGAAAAGCUGCUAGCAAAGGAAGCUGCUCAGAGGAUGAGCUAGGUCACUUUCUUUUAGUUUUUGGUUCGGGGGGUUUUACAUUUAGCAUUUUCCGAUCUGUAGCUGCAGUCGCAUGAGCGGCGAACUGGCUGGCCACCAUAUCUCAAAUUUUGAACCAGUUAUGUCUCAAAAGUUGAUAGUAUUUUUUAUCGUCUGGAUUCUUUACGAACUUGCCAAGGCAUGCUUCAAAAUUUUCUUCCGGGCUUUUAAAGGAUUAAUCAUUAUUGUUUUGUGUGGUUGAUAUCGC
Phoenix dactylifera (date palm) is the source of this 1110-nucleotide messenger RNA. RefSeq names its product large ribosomal subunit protein eL8y. The record is from RefSeq and is a predicted model, not a curated record. NCBI's taxonomy places the organism in Eukaryota, Viridiplantae, Streptophyta, Magnoliopsida, Arecales, Arecaceae. Gene Ontology annotation, biological process: ribosome biogenesis. Gene Ontology annotation, molecular function: RNA binding. Gene Ontology annotation, cellular component: ribonucleoprotein complex.